Molecule: messenger RNA, 1843 nt
Organism: Vanessa atalanta (red admiral)
Lineage: Eukaryota; Metazoa; Arthropoda; Insecta; Lepidoptera; Nymphalidae
Exons: 1
Coding region: 1-1755 (584 amino acids)
Source: RefSeq, a predicted model, not a curated record
AUGUUAUUUUUUAUGUAUGUUUUCUUAAUUAUAAAAAUAGCAGAAUGUUCUCGAGUUGGUAGUACUUUGUUUUAUAAACGACUUGCUCAAGCGAACUGUUGGAGCGAAGGCGACUUAGCUAAAUUACGUGUAAGGAAAAUAAUUGAAGAAGUUAUGCCACCACCUGUUACACCAGAUAUUGUUAACGAUAAUUAUAUUAAAGAAUCGUUACAGUAUUUUCGAAAUACCUUUAAAAUAGUUGAUAAUAAUUCAGAUAAGGAUACCGUCGAAAUUCUUAAAGAAGCACUAGCGGAUACCAUAGGAGCACAUAUGAGGAGUGAAAUUCUCCCAACUGCUAGAUUUGCUUACUAUGCUGGAUAUGUCUCAUAUAGAAAUGUAAAGGAAUUACAUGAUUUCUUUGAUGACCUAAAAAUAUUGUUAAAUACGCAAGGUAUAGGUUGGAAAAAAGCUGACAGUAUUCCACCACGCACAAAUUUUACAGUUGAGAAGGUUCGAGUUGGUCCAACUUAUUUAUUUGAUCCAUGUGCCCGAUUAGUGACAAAACGUGAUUCAAACUCCUGUAUUCAUAUACCAGCGCCCAUGACAGACGAUCAUUUCCAACCAUCUGCAGUAGCUCUGCCAUGGAAAUCUAAUGGCUUAUUUAGUUUAGUAUCACCACUCUCAGAAAAUAUACUGCUAAAAUAUUACACAGCCGUUUCAAAGUGUAUAUUACACAACUCACCAGAUUCGUGCCGUCAUUCCGAUUUCGUAAGUUUUAACAAUGAUCUUUGGCAUUGGAUGAAAAGAGAUGUUGCGCCUCGGCUUACAGAUGAAAAACUUUACGCCGCUUACGGGGGAAUUUUAAGAAUAGCAGCAGCUGUUCAAAAUUAUGGAAAAGGAUUAAAUCGACGAAACCUUUUCGAUAUCCAAGAUCCUGGAAUAAUAAAAUGGCAUCCCUGGAAAACUCUUAAGGAAUCGUAUGUAUAUAUUAACACCGAUUGGACACCACAUAUGUACGUUGCGGUUAUAGUGAUGAUAGGAUUAGCUAUUUGUAUUCUACAGAUAUGUUACAGUUAUAUUACAGGUAACAAUGAUGGUUGUCACUGUAGAGGUAUACAUCGUCCUUCGACAAGUAAGGACGUAGCCUAUGCAAAAGUAGAUUCGAAUAUACCAGCCAUGUUGCCUUCUCACCAAAGCGCAGUUUAUUUUACUGAAAAAAGACGCCCAAAAAUAUCUUCAUCUAAAACAAAGUCUAUUUCUCUUGGAUCUUUAAAGAAACAAAAAGUAUAUGAUAUGCAUGAAAACACCGAAAAGCUCAUGGCAGUGAUAAUGAGUGAUAAUGAAGGUACGAGUGAAGAUUCUGCCAUAGUUGGUAGUGCUGGCGGUAGGAUAAUUGAUAAUACAACAGAUAAAGACCAUUUAGAGAGACCAAAGAGUCCGCCAAAGAUUGAAACGCCGAUUACUCAAAUGAAAAUCGAAAAGAAACUUACCAAGAUUAGAGCUCGUGUACCAAUGUAUUCAACUAGUACGGUAACAAAUUCAGAACAAACAUGUCUAGGUGUACACGCGACAGAUUCUUGGACUGGUUCAUGUAGCUCCACUUCAACACAUUCUGCUAGUUCGGCUAGUACGAAAUCCAGAUUUCGUAAAUCCAAAAGCUCUCGUGACCUGGCGUGGGCGCGGCGUGUGGCCUCAAAACAUUCUCUACGUGCGAAAUCUACUUCUGGUACAGAACUCGAUAUUAAUUCAUACACGACACCACCAUCGAAACGGUAAAAUGGAACAAUUACUCUUCGUAAAAUCUAUACAUGAUUUUUAGGAGAUUUGAUUUUAUAGAAUUACUAUGUAUUGUCUAAGGUAUAUU